AACGCCGGUCAUCAUCACCCCCAGCACCUGCUUCUGCAGAUGGGAGGGGAAAAUAGCGCAUUCAAGGCGUUGGUGCCGGGAGCAGGUCAUCGGUUGCAUGCGAGGAGGUUGAGUGACUACGCACCCACGACAGACUCUGAAGAAGAAAUAAACGUCCACGACGAGUCCGACCUAGAGGAUCGACCUGAGAGGUCGAGGUCAACCAGUCCUGUGGUGGUUGAUGACGACCCUAGAGGGACGGAGCAUCAACUACCCACCUGUCAGCCUCUACAGCUGACCAUGCAUGAUCGAGACUAGGUCUGAAAGGUACGAUGUUCAAAGUGAUGCCAGGGUGGAGCGCUGUAGAGAUUUGGAAAUAUUAAUUUUGAAAUGGAAAG
Messenger RNA from Acanthoscelides obtectus, 377 nucleotides. Lineage: Eukaryota; Metazoa; Arthropoda; Insecta; Coleoptera; Chrysomelidae. The record is from the annotation of a GenBank genome assembly.